Molecule: messenger RNA, 1250 nt
Organism: Rana temporaria (common frog)
Lineage: Eukaryota; Metazoa; Chordata; Amphibia; Anura; Ranidae
Gene: SNRPA
Product: small nuclear ribonucleoprotein polypeptide A
Exons: 7
Coding region: 142-987 (281 amino acids)
Biological process (GO): mRNA splicing, via spliceosome
Cellular component (GO): U1 snRNP
Molecular function (GO): U1 snRNA binding
Source: RefSeq, a predicted model, not a curated record
GGCGGAGUAUCGCGAGAUUGACGGCCGCGGCCUGGAUUAUUGAAGGAGGUUUUGUGAGCCGAACACGCGUCGUAUCCUUCCGCCCGGAGUCCGCCAUUGUCCCCUCUGAUAUCUAUUUGUCUUCCUCUAGACUAGUGAAAAAUGGCUGUCCAGGAGAGCAGACCAAACAACACAAUCUACAUCAACAAUCUCAAUGAAAAGAUAAAGAAGGAUGAGCUGAAGAAGUCUCUGUACGCCAUCUUCUCCCAGUUUGGUCAGAUUCUUGACAUCCUGGUGUCCCGCAACUUGAAGAUGAGAGGACAGGCUUUUGUGAUCUUUAAAGAAGUAAGCAGCGGAACCAAUGCCCUGAGGUCAAUGCAAGGAUUCCCUUUUUAUGAUAAGCCAAUGAGAAUACAGUAUUCAAAGUCUGACUCUGACAUAAUCGCUAAAAUGAAAGGCACUUUUGUGGAGAGAGACCGCAAGAGACAGGAGAAGAGGAAAGGAAAGGUACCAGAAGUUCCUGCUGUUAAAAAAGCCAUUCCAGGGGCACCUGUUCAAGGCAUGCCAGGGCAGAUACCAGGUAUGGCAAACAUUCCUGGAAUGAACCAGGCACCUCGUAUGAUGCACAUGCCUGGACAGACACCAUACAUGCACCAUCCUGGAAUGAUGCCACCACCAGGAAUGAAUCCUGGACAGAUCCCACCUGGUGGCAUGCCUCAUGGUCAAAUGAUGCCAGGACAGAUGGCACCAAUGCAGCCGAUAUCGGAAAACCCACCAAACCACAUUCUGUUCUUGACCAACCUCCCAGAAGAGACAAACGAGUUGAUGCUUUCUAUGCUCUUCAACCAGUUCCCUGGCUUCAAGGAAGUCCGUUUAGUUCCCGGACGGCACGAUAUCGCGUUUGUGGAGUUUGAGAAUGAAGUUCAAGCUGGAGCUGCUCGAGAAUCUCUACAGGGAUUCAAAAUCACACAGAGCAAUUCAAUGAAGAUUUCAUUUGCCAAAAAGUAGCCUGCUGGAGGACGGGAAGAUCUCAAGCUUUAGAUUGUGUUCUGGGUUUUCAUGAAACUGGUUGGCUUGUGCAAACAACUGAAGCCAACUAUUCAGGCAAUUUUUGUUUUAUUUUUUUGUCUGUGACCUCUCAUCCAGCGUACCAUGUUGGUGAGUAUGGAUUCAUUUAUUUUAUUUUUUUAUGGACUUUUUUAAAGCAUUGCACCCAGAGUCUGCUUGGCAGACAUUGUACCUGGAGCUUGUGAAUAAAGCAUUUUCUACUU